AUGCCUGCUCAUCAAAAAGCUGAGGUUGAUGCAUAUACUGCAAACGCCUGCAAACGAAACACACAAUGCUCGGCUCACCCUUCCCCCAGCCGCCAGUUCUUCUCGAUUCCGAAGCGCCCGUGCGACUCCGCGCUUUUUCACUACAGCGUCACGGGCAGCGACCGCAAGCAACCGCGGGUUGAGCCGCGCUCCGCCGGUACCACGCGGGCGCCCCCCAGCCUAGCAUGGGCUCCGCACGCCCGGCGCCGCACAAAGGCCGCCCCUGGGCCCGGCGGAAGCGGCGGAGCCGUGAGGAGCUCCGCCCCGCCCAACUGCCCGCUUCGGCCAGAGCCGAGCGCUGCUCCUGGCGGCCCUGGGCCUUCCGCCCGCCACGCUCCGCUCAGCGCGGAGUUCCGGGCGGAGCUCUUGCUGGCCCGACUCCCGUCCUCUUCCCCUCCCCGCAGGUUCCGCAUGCUGCUGCUCUGCCGGCCCCUCCGUCUCAUCCGCGCUGCGGGCCGCCCGCCCUCCCGCUCCAUCAUGAACCUCAGCGAGCUCGUUCCCGCCCUGAAUGACUUCGCUUCCCUCUCCCUGGCUGAGAGCUGGGACAACGUGGGGCUGCUGGUGGAACCCAGCCCUCCCCACGCCGUGCGCACCCUGCUCCUCACCAACGACCUCACCGAGCAGGUGAUGGAGGAGGCCGUGCAGAAGAACGCAGACCUCAUUCUCUCCUAUCACCCUCCCAUCUUCGCUCCGCUCAAGCGGGUUACGUGGAGGACCUGGAAGGAGCGGCUGGUGGUCCGCGCUCUGGAGCACAGGAUCGGGAUCUACUCACCACACACAGCGUACGAUGCCGUACCGCACGGAGUCAACAACUGGCUGUCCAAAGGACUCGGUGCCUGUACUUCUGUUCCACUGCACCCAUCAACCGCUCCAAGCUAUCCGACUGAGGGCACUCACCGGGUGGAGUUCUGUGCAGACACUGUGGAGCAUCUAGAGACAGUGCUGUCCAAAAUCAAAGACAUCCCAGAGAUCUUCUGUCUCACCACUCUCCCUGUCAGGGUUGAUGGGGAGGAGCAAACACGAGUCAGUCUGAACUGCUCUCAGAAAGCACUGCUGGAAGUGGUGGCGUUAUUGUCCCAGAACAGCCUUCUUUAUCGCAGGACUGAGAUUCUCUUAUUACAGAAGCCUCUUCUUCCGCAUAGUGGAAUGGGACGUCUCUGCACACUGAGUGAGCCAGCCUCCUUGUCAGACAUAACUGAGCGCAUCAAAAGCCACCUAAAAUUACCCCACGUCCGCCUCGCCGUGGGGGCAGGCAAGACACUUGAUUCUCCAGUGAAGAAAGCUGCUCUGUGUGCUGGUUCUGGGAGCAGUGUCCUGAAGGGAAUGGAAGCUGACCUCUAUCUCACAGGAGAGAUGUCCCACCAUGACGUUCUGGAUGCAGUUGCCAAUGGUAUAAGUGUUAUUCUGUGUGAACACAGUAACACUGAGCGAGGCUUCUUGUCAGAGCUGCGUGACAUGCUAACGAUCCACCUACAGAACAAAAUCAACAUCAUUCUGUCUGAGAAGGACAGAGAUCCCCUCCAGGUGGUUUAAGAGAGAGGAGAGGGAAAAAAAAAUGAAGUGAGAGAGCAGAGUCAAGAGUUCAAUAGUAUCCCACACAGAGCUAUCCACAUGCAAGCUGAAUGAAGAUGCUCUGAAUUGGUCAGUAUAGCAUUGCAUUCUGUGUUCACCCGAUGGUUGGACUAUAAAUAGUCAUCUAUCAGAUACAUAAUAAAUGCUUGUUUCAGGCUACUGAAAGAUGAUUUACUCAAUAAAUGGGCUCUUACUUGAAUAAAUUUACUGUUACAAUAUA
This is a messenger RNA of Tympanuchus pallidicinctus (lesser prairie-chicken), 1831 nucleotides long. RefSeq names its product NGG1 interacting factor 3 like 1 (gene NIF3L1). Gene Ontology annotation, cellular component: cytoplasm; mitochondrion. NCBI's taxonomy places the organism in Eukaryota, Metazoa, Chordata, Aves, Galliformes, Phasianidae. The coding region runs from base 1 to 1572 and encodes 523 amino acids. The record is from RefSeq and is a predicted model, not a curated record. The transcript is spliced from 6 exons.